This is a messenger RNA of Polypterus senegalus (gray bichir), 2430 nucleotides long. It is a transcript of the gene klf8, whose product is annotated as Kruppel-like factor 8. The coding region runs from base 542 to 1615 and encodes 357 amino acids. Gene Ontology annotation, molecular function: DNA-binding transcription factor activity, RNA polymerase II-specific; RNA polymerase II cis-regulatory region sequence-specific DNA binding. The transcript is spliced from 6 exons. The record is from RefSeq and is a predicted model, not a curated record. Gene Ontology annotation, biological process: regulation of transcription by RNA polymerase II. NCBI's taxonomy places the organism in Eukaryota, Metazoa, Chordata, Cladistia, Polypteriformes, Polypteridae.
CUCCAAAAAGCCGGGGGUGAAACUUCGGCGCUGGAGAAGGAAAGGGGGUGGGUGAAACGUAAACGUACGGUGCAUAUUAAAAUGCUAUAUUUAUGCAGUUAUAAAUGCAUACAAAUUUGCAGGUGUGCCUGCAUGGGUGUGAAGGAUUACAAGUAACAAAAUGAGUCGAUUGGCAAAGUGCUCAGUCUCUCCUGAGGGCUGCGGCUGCAAUACCUUUGAUUGACACAGCAUGCAGUGUGUGGGGUGGAGACGCAGGGUGGGGUCAGGGACAGGGAGAGGCGGAGGAGAGGAAAAAAAAGAGAAAAAAAUCCACCCGAACUGAGCAACAACAGCUAAGGGAGACGCAGACAGAGAAAAAGAGGCUUUUCAGCGCCUAAGCUAUGAUCUAGCUGGCCCCGGGAAGAAGGAGACUGUGGUGGGGGACACAGAGAAGCCAUCAGAAAGAGAGAGCGAGAAAAGACACCAAGUUGUCCGUGAAAUCGUCACCCACCCGGGAGCCCAGGCGAGCUCCCCCCUCCUCAUCAGCACCGUGUACGCCGAGAUGCACACCGAGACACAGAACAAGAAAAGCACAGCCAAUCCCAAGGAGUCUCUUCCCAGCAGCACGCUGACGCCCGAGGGAAUGCCAGCCAAACAAAUCAAGUCAGAGCCCACUGAACUAGGAGUUUCUUAUGAACGUGCAGCAGAGACUGCCCAGCCUGCAGGAGCAGCUGUAAAAAUGGAGUCCUCGGCAUCCACAUCCAGCUCACCGCGACCUCCACAACUAUGUGAAAUCAAGACAGAACCCCCUGAAGAACUGCUGUCCAGUGACCAAACGGAGCCCGUGGACCUGUCUUUGAACAAGACUCGCUCUUCGCCACCCUCCAACUCAAUAUCGGUCACAAGCAAUCCUCCUCCUCUCAGCUUGGGUUCUACUGCUACAUCUUCAGCAACUGCAAUCCCGGCAGUGCUGUCUCCUGGUUCCAUUCUGGCCUCUACACAAGGAGUGGGUGGACAACAGAUACUACAUGUCAUCCACACCAUUCCCUCUGUUAACUUGCCUAGUAAAAUGGGUGGCCUACAGACCAUUCCUGUGGUUGUCCAGUCUCUACCUGUGGUCUACACUGCCAUGCCAUCUGAUGGAGUAACGGCUGCCAUCACUGUGCCACUUAUUGGAAGUGACGGCAAAUCUGAGGGUUCAGUACGGAUCAAGCCAGGCUCUGCUUCUCCAGUAGAAAUUCACAGCGAUAGUGAUGUAGAAAGUGGCACAGAGACUGAUUCGGUGUCCUGUCAUCCAUUGCAUUCUGGCAUGGAUUCAAUGCCUGACAUGCUGCCUCCAGAGGUGGAAUCUCCGGAGAUGAAAAGGAGACGCGUUCACAGGUGUGACUAUGAUGGCUGCAACAAAGUAUACACAAAGAGCUCUCAUCUCAAGGCACACAGAAGGAUACAUACUGGAGAAAAGCCAUACCACUGCACUUGGGAAGGAUGUACAUGGAAGUUUGCCCGUUCCGACGAGUUGACAAGACACUUCCGCAAGCAUACAGGCAUAAAGCCUUUCCGUUGUUCAGAUUGUGACCGUAGUUUCUCACGCUCUGACCAUCUGGCUCUACACCGGCGCCGGCAUGUAAUGAUGUGAGAUCAAGGAGGGAGCAGCAGCACAUUCCCUUGUCAUUUGGGGGACCCUUUCUGUCUUUGACAUAGUGCCCUCUGCUGGCUCUGGGGCAGACUUCACAGGUGCACACUGUGAAUCUGCCAUAUUUCCUGGAAUUAAGGGUUUGGGUGGGAGGGUGCAGAGGAAAGAGAUUGGAAUGCAACCACAAAAAAAAAAAAAAAUGUUCAAAUUGUGUCCAUCAUUUGUGGAUGUUUUCCAGGCCCAAUUCCCCUUCAUCUUAACCCCUAAAAACACUUGUGUGCGUGAUGCCAACCAGUGGGCUGUUUGGUGGUUGCCAGUUUUGAUUUGUAUUUUUUUUUUUUUGAAAACUUAAGCCAGUAAGGUGUGUGGGUUAAUAACACAUCUUUUCCCACAGAGAAAACAUACAAAAAUCAAAAAGCAGGAGGGACAAAACUGUUUUGCACUGGGCGUGCUCAAAUAAAAAUCUGUUACUGAAUAGCAAAGGCUGAGGUUCAUGAGACUACAGAAUCAGAAAUGGCGGAGUUUUUUUGUUUGUUUUCAUUUUUCUUUUUUGUGCUCUAAUCUAAUUGCCCACAAUUAAACUGUAUUAAUGUAUAUAAAAUAAUGUAUAUGUGUAAUUGAAGUUCUAGGGUUAUUGUAUUAAUUAAUGAUAGCAGUGACAGCAGCCGUAUUUCUGAUUCUUCCAGUCUCUUGCCCCUCUGUCAGAACUACCCAGUCUUUUUAAAUCAUGAAGCACUGCUUUUGAUGGGGUUUCCUUACAAAGUUCAGCUUAGCUGGACUCAACCGAAAUGGCACCUGUGGAUGCCUUUAGAAUAAAA